Messenger RNA from Helobdella robusta, 2553 nucleotides. RefSeq lists its product as hypothetical. The coding region runs from base 1 to 2553 and encodes 850 amino acids. The transcript has 4 exons. Lineage: Eukaryota; Metazoa; Annelida; Clitellata; Rhynchobdellida; Glossiphoniidae. The record is from RefSeq and is a predicted model, not a curated record.
AUGGCUGAGAGAAUGUCCUGCCCCUCUCUCUCUCUCUCUCUCUCUCUCUCUCUCUCUCUCUCUCUCGUAUAUAAACAUGCUUCUUUGAAUGUGACAGGCAAAGCCAAAGCCUCGGGUGACCUUUACGACCAAGGUUGCAGGUACAAUUGGCAGCAUGUCCUCUGUGCCCCACUCUGGCCCAAAUUAACCGCUAAGAAAUAUAGACCUCAAACAAAAAUAAAGACAAUAAGGGCGACGUGUCGCAGCUACAGCCACGACAACGACGACGUGAUAGAGGAAGGUACCACGGUUGUUAGUUACACCGUCACAGACAGUAAAAUUGACGCCAUUGUUAAUGGGGAGGCUCUGACUUUCAAGGAUCAAGGAUAUGUCAAGAUGUCGCCAGAUUCGAUGGCUACCGACACGUCCACAAGAAGGCAGCAACUAACAACCACAUCAGCGGCAACAACGAUACCAUCAGCGACAACAACAAUGACCUCUGUUUCUUCUCCGAUUUAUCGUCCAGUUCAACAGCACUUUAACAACAACAACAACAACAAAUUGUCGUCGUCAUCUUCAACAUCGUUGAAAACGUUCAAAGCACUCUCCAAUCAGUUCUGCAGCAAGAAAGUUAUCUUAGUCAGAUCUUCAGAACAAGAUACCAAUGUCACAGUAACAGCAACAACAGCAGUGAAAGGCUCACACAACUGCAACAACAAUCCCAGCAGCAACAGCAAGCACAUCUGCAACAAACACACAAAGCCAAACUACAACAGCCACGUUAUAGGCAAUGAUGAGAUCUAUAAUGAAUGCUUAAAACAUCAUUUUAUCAUUCAUAACAACCAUAAUAUUUGUAGCAGCAACAAUUAUAAUAACAGCAAUAGUAACAACAACAACAACAAAAGCAGCGAUAUAAACAGCAGCAAUGUUAAUUACGUCGUCAGCUACAUGCAAACGUGCCCGAGCAAUUAUAUACACGACCUUACUAGCAAAAACAAUAAUAACAUCAACAACAACUCAUCCACUAAUGUCAUUAAAAAUACCACUGUAACUAAAUCGGAUCACAUUAAAGAUAGUAACAAUAACAACAACAACAACUAUUUGAACAUGCACGCACGCACCAGAAACAAGACAACCCAGCAGUUGUAUAACACUGAUCUGAAUGGUUACGAGAACCCGAUCAACUACCUCGCCGGUGUAGCCGCUUCAAGUGCUGCAACCACCACCAAACAGAACAAGAAACGAUCAUCACUGUCAAACAUCAUCUGCCAACAAACCAAAUUUCUCCAGGGACCUUCUGAUGACGAUUAUGACAAUGAUGAUGAAGAAGAUGAUGAAGAAGAUGAUGAAGAGGAGGAUGAGGAUGAGGAUGAUGAUAAUGAUGAUGUUGGUGGUGGUAAUGAUGAAAAGUAUUGUAUGCAGGCCUUGAUAAAUGUUGACAAUGUUGAGUUAACUACCCCCACUCCGACUGCUCACAAGAGGAAGUCGUUGUUGAUGACUUUGUUAAAGGGUAGUCCCAACAAUGCUGCCAACAGUGUUGCCAACAAUGCAAGCAACAUUUUGAAUGUUGACAGGGUUGGUUACGAUAAUUUAGAUUUUACCGUUGAAGCGUCACACAAUACAGCAUGUCCAUCGAACCAACAGUCAGAGCUCGAUUCUAAACAUAUCGACCAACAAAACAAGCCAACAAAUUUUUUUAAUUUAUUUAAAGGCAGCAACUCUGCAAGUAACAACAGCAGCAGCAGCAACAACAACAACAAAACUUCCGCCUCCUCCUCAGGUUGCAAGAUCAAUCCCACAUUCAAUCACAAGCCUUACACCACUGCCUUCGUUCCCUCAUCCAUCCACCCGCUAUCAAAUCCAUCACCAAUCAUUGAUACGUCUUCAUCCGUUGAUACAAAAAAUGUUGACAGUCUUGUUGCGGCAACAAACAACAAUGUUGCGGUGUUUGAUGCAGUGAUUCCAACAGGCACUAAGGUUGAGAAACCGAAUAAUUGUUACAGCAACGUGUACAGGAACCCAAAAUUUGUUUCUGGCAACGUCGUCAACGAACAUGAUGUGUCUCCUGCCACCGGCAACAACGCGCCUCUACCAACAUCAGCGAUGCUGCAGGCACCGUUAAAUGUAUGCUCCAACUACACGACUGUGUUGCGCAACGUACCGAAUGUCGUCAAGAGACCAACUUCAUUCGCACAAGCCGUCCACAACAACAAUUACCUGCCGCCACUCAACAGAAACAGGCUGCUCAACAACAACAACAACAUUAAUUUUUACACUCCGCAAACAACUUCUUACACAAACAACAUCAAAAACAUCACUCACAACAACAACAACAAUUUCUAUACACCUCAAAGCCCUCACAAGCAACAACACACCACCACCAUCGACAACGACCAACAAUCAACAUCUCUAUCUUCUCUGCCUAGCGUGACGAAUAAAUUAUUAGGCGAAACGUCAAACUUCUCAUCGGACAGGUCUAUAGACGAGCCCUUAGUCAGAGCACCGAUGGCCUCGUUAUCAGAGGAGGAUUUUGAUUCACAAGCCAAUCUAUCAUCGUUUGAAAUCAGCGUAUGA